AUGGUCUUGAAGGUCUCUUCCAACCUUGAUGCUUCUGAGAGUUCGGUGGUGCUGUACCCCCUACAGCAGCUCCUUCCCUUGCCGCGCCGAGCGAGGAAGGAGGAGAGGGCGGAGCUGCUGCACCCCUCGCCGCUCCCCCAAGGUAAGGCGAGCCCGGGGGUGCCCGGGACCCCCGUUAGCGCCGAGGGCUGUGCCAACAGAGCCGGGUCCUGCCUCUCCACACAGCCCAGCACCCGUCGGGCCGGUUCCCUGCGCUGGGACCAUCGCGGGAGCCAGACGGCCGAGCCACGAGGCUCCGGGGAGGGAAUGGGGCUGGUCUUUUGUUCCGCUUGGAGCACGCGUUUCCGCAGUGCGGAUCCCCAGUCUCGUUCGAAGUUGGUUGUCCUGAUUGUAAAGGUGUCCGAUGUUCGCCUUGAAUGGAAGGUGGAGCACCUCAUUCAGUGUUUGCAUAAAAUGCUUGCGCAGGCCACAGCGAUUAUUCAGUUCGUGCAAAGCAUGGACCAACAGAAUCACCAAGGUAAGAUGUCCCUGCACGCCUGGCAGAAGGAGAUGGGCAUCGAGCUGGUGCAGAUCAACGGGCAGAGGUGCUACGGAGGGCCCCCCCCAGGCUGGGUGGGCGGCCCGCCGCCGUUCGGCACCGAGGUGUACAUCGCCAGGCUGCCGCAGGACAUCUACGAGAACACGCUGAUCCCGCUGUUCCAGAGCGUGGGGAAGCUCUACGAGUUCCGCCUGAUGCUCACCUUCAGCGGGCUCAACCGCGGCUUCGCCUACGCGCGCUACGCCUCCCUGCAGGACGCGCGCAGGGCCAUCGCCACCCUGCACCGCUUCCCGCUGCGCCCGGGCUGCGCCAUCGUCGUCUGCUGGAGCACACAGAAGCGCGAGCUCGUCAUCAGCGGCCUGGGCGUCUCGGUGAGCCAGCAGGAGCUGGGGGCCAGGCUGCAGAUGGUCACUGAGGGGAUCCACAGUGUCACCCUGCAUGACAGCCCCUACCAGGGACAGCUCGUUGUGCUGAAGUACAAGUCGCACAAGGCUGCUGCCCAGGCCAGGAAAACCCUGAUGGAAGGGAACCUGAGGCUCGGGAAGGCAGGGAUCAGGGUGGACUGGCUGGACCCCCAGCUGAAGAAGAAUCUGCAGCUCUGUGAGGAGAAGCCAUCGUCCGGCUGGCUGCAGGGAGGCGAGAGCCUGGCAGAGCCGGUGGCCCCAUCUCCACUACUGCAGAGCGUGCUGGGGAGCCUGAACAUGCUGUGCUGCAAGUAUGGCCUGAGGACACCCGUGUUCUCAACCAAGUGUGUCCAGGUGAACCGCAGUGGGUGGAAGAAGUUCUGGUGCCAGGUGUCGAUCCCAGGAUUCAAUGCACCCAUCGUGUGCUUCACGUGGGUCUUGUCAGACAGGCAGGGCCAGAGCGAGCAUGACGAGGCCAAGGUGCUAGCGGCCCUGAACCUUCUGCAGCUGUUCAACGAGGCCUUGAAGAUGUGCCAGCUGAUACAGGCAGCUGCUCUGCUGAAGCCGUGAUGGAGCCUGAGCUCUACUGGGCUCCCAGCCCUGUUCCAGCUUUCCUUCGGGAUGUCUGCAUCGGUUUUGAGAGCUGGCUCUGGAGGAUAAAGGCUGCUGCCCUGUUCCGUGGCAGCCACCCUGUCCCCGGGCCGCUCUUGAGUUGGUUCUCGUUUUGGGUUGUUGUUCCUGCCAAGUUUGGCUUGUUAUGCUGGUUUGUGUUGUGUCUGGAGGGGCAGAUCCAGGAGAAGCAGCAGCUCUCAGAGGAGGUGCCAACAGGAGGAGGUGCCAACAGCAGAUGCCAUUGUCAUGAAUUCCUCUACUGGCAUUCCUGGUUCUUAAAGAACAGCCUCAGGGGAGGACAAGGUCACAAACAGGGAGUGUGGAAGUGGUCACAGAUGUUCUGUGGGCUAGUGGAGCUGCUGUGUGAGGAGAAGAGUGGAGUGCCUGUAACCUCUUUGCAUAAUGAGGAAGCAGCUGUGAGGUUGCCAGCUGACCAUGAAUGAUUCCUCAGGAGUGGGAGGUCACAUGUUCUUUUGGGA
Ficedula albicollis (Collared flycatcher) is the source of this 2033-nucleotide messenger RNA. RefSeq names its product DND microRNA-mediated repression inhibitor 1 (gene DND1). Gene Ontology annotation, cellular component: nucleus; cytoplasm. The record is from RefSeq and is a predicted model, not a curated record. The transcript has 7 exons. Lineage: Eukaryota; Metazoa; Chordata; Aves; Passeriformes; Muscicapidae. Gene Ontology annotation, biological process: negative regulation of miRNA-mediated gene silencing; mRNA stabilization. Gene Ontology annotation, molecular function: mRNA binding. Bases 1 to 1512 code for a protein of 503 amino acids.